Betta splendens (Siamese fighting fish) is the source of this 2791-nucleotide messenger RNA. Its product is annotated as gap junction gamma-1 protein-like. Lineage: Eukaryota; Metazoa; Chordata; Actinopteri; Anabantiformes; Osphronemidae. The transcript has 3 exons. Gene Ontology annotation, biological process: cell communication. Bases 479 to 1846 code for a protein of 455 amino acids. Gene Ontology annotation, cellular component: connexin complex. The record is from RefSeq and is a predicted model, not a curated record.
UGCAAAUCAAGCGCUCCCUCUCUCCAGUCCAGUCUCCUGGAUAAAACCACCCCACUUCCCAGUUAAACUACUACAUUUCAGCAACUUUUAUUGGUAGCGGCAUUUCUGCGGCGCCCAUAGACUUUCAUAGACUUUUGUUAUUAUCACUGUGAUGAGGAUUUUUCCGCCUUUGCUCCGUAGCACCGCUUCUUGCCGCUGGAUGUGUGAGGUCCUGACGCUCCUGGCGGUGCGUCUGAAAAGGUGAGGAUGCUGUGGUGAGCUCCUCCAGGAGGGAAGAAGGAAAAGCCCGCUCUCCUUUUUCUUUCUUUUCUUUCAGACUGUUCUGGAGAUUAUCACAAGUUUAAGUUCUUUUACUGGCACUGCAGGAAACUGGAGGCUGCUGGUCUGGAGCUGGAACACAUCUGGAGAAAGUGCAUCAGCUUCAGGGGAGUAACGGGAGGUUUCUUCUGCCUCUAACUGUAUCUUCAUUCCCAUUACCAUGAGUUGGAGUUUCCUGACUCGUCUGCUGGAGGAAAUCCAUAAUCAUUCCACGUUUGUGGGCAAGAUCUGGCUCACCGUCCUCAUCGUUUUCCGCAUCGUGUUAACAGCUGUAGGAGGUGAAUCCAUCUACUACGAUGAGCAAAGCAAGUUCGUAUGCAACACGGCCCAGCCCGGGUGCGAGAACGUCUGCUAUGACGCGUUCGCUCCGCUCUCACACGUCCGCUUUUGGGUUUUUCAAAUCAUCCUGGUGGCCACGCCGUCCCUCAUGUACCUGGGCUACGCUGUAAACAAGAUUGCAAGAGCGGAUGAGCGGACAGACAGCGGAGCGGGACAGAGGUUUUUGCGGAGGAAACCCAAAAAGCACUAUGUUGUUGACAGAAAGCAGCACAGGGGCACUGAGGAGGUGGAGGAUGACCAAGAGGAGGACCCCAUGAUUUAUGAAGUAGCAGAGGCUGAAAGUGAAGGUGCAGGAGCAGUGAAAGGCAGCAGUGGUGACGGACAAGUACAGGUUAAGGUGCGGCAUGAUGGUCGCCAACGUAUCAGAGCGGAUGGACUCAUGCGGAUUUAUGUGCUUCAGCUCUUGGCGCGCUUCUUGCUGGAGUUGGCCUUCCUGUGUGGACAGUAUGCCCUGUAUGGACUCGCAGUGCCUGCCUCCUACGUGUGUUCAGACCAGCCCUGCCCUAACAGCGUCAACUGCUUUGUGUCCCGACCCACGGAGAAAACCAUCUUCCUUCUCAUCAUGUACACAGUCUCCCUGCUCUGUCUGGCACUCAAUAUAUGGGAGAUGCUUCACCUGGGCAUAGGUACCAUCUGUGAAAUUGUCCGCUCCCAUCACAUGCAGCUUCCUGAUGAUGAGCUGUAUGGCCUGAUGCAGGGGCAAGUUGUUCCUAACGAUGAAAAGUUGAGGAGAGAAGAUUACAGCAGCUACGAGUUUUCCUGGGAUGCGCCAUCAGCUCCUCCAGGAUACAAUAUAGCCAUCAAACCUCUUCUGCUCUCUCCAGCGAACCAAGCCAAACCUCUACCCAUCACUGAUCUCUCUAAUGCCAAGAUGGCAUGUCGGCAGAACCACGUGAACAUCGCUCAGGAAGAGCGUCAGCAGUACGCUAAUAAUGAAGACAACUUAAGCAGGGCGGAGAGCGGAGACGCUCCCAGGCGGGUCCGUAAGGACGUCCGUCAGCCUCAGAGCAAGUUGGAAGGUGACAGUCAAGCCUACAACCAGCUGCAGAGCCACAGUAAUAACCACAGCAAGCCGCACCGUGAACGUAAACACCGGCUGGCCUCCAGACACGCUUCGAGCAAAGCCGAGGCCGACGGAAGCAGCAGCAGCGGCAAAUACGGAGUGAUAAAGAGCUCAGAGUGGAUUUAAAGCGCAAACCGUGACAUUUCUAUAAACCCCCAGACAGCCACAGCAUUUAUGCAGUUUCUUUGUAAAAGGUGGAACGAUCGGCCACUUAUUUUUUUGUAUACGCAAAAGCAGGGUGAAAAAUACCGGGUGAAAAUUUGCACCAGAGCUGCUGAUAAAAGAAAUAAAUUCUUUUGCAAAAAAAAUAAAAUACUCUCACAUUUGUUCAGAUUUAUUUUAAACAUUUAUAUGAUUAGUUAGUUGUUGUUCUUCUUUACAUUUUGUGUUGGCCAUUGCUUUUUUACUUGGCUGUGAGGAAACAGUGUAGAAUAACCGAUUAUGGGAGUGCAUUUAUUGUUUUCCAUGUAGCUAUAGCAAGGCCUUGUUCAACCUUUAGGUGCCUCCUUUCUAAAUAGCUGCUUUACACUUUGUACUCUGUGCUUGUGUUCAAGUGUUGAAGUAAACUGUUUUCUACAUAAUUUGCUCAACACCAGGGUCUGUAUGGAUGCUAUGUUUUUUUGGUUGUUAAAACCUAGAGAUUUAUUUCUUAUUGCUCAGAAUUGUUUAGUUUUACUAAUCCAGGUAUAAUGUAAACAUCAUAGAAAAGCUAUGGAUUGUUUUCCUAUAGGAGACUUUAAAAUAUAACUUUAAAUAACUUAACUCUGUUGAUCACACUGUUGUGACUAUUGUGACUAUUUUACAAGCUGUUGUUGUUAGACUGUAUGAUUUCAGGUUCAUGCUACUGUACAAAGUUUUCAUUUUUACUAUCAUUAUCCUGGUAGUUGUCAAAACAGAAGCAGUACAAUGAGUUUGUGGUUUUUCCUAGGGCUUGUAUGAAAAUUGAUUCUCAUUCUCAAUCUUUUUCACUGAGCCGGUGUUUCAUCCUGUGAAUAAUAUUUGUUACCAAAAGAGCAUGAUUUUAAUAAAGUUUGUACAAUUUUGUUGGUGUGGCACAUUAUACAACAUCAG